This is a messenger RNA of Colletes gigas, 2992 nucleotides long. RefSeq lists its product as uncharacterized. The record is from RefSeq and is a predicted model, not a curated record. Bases 278 to 2197 code for a protein of 639 amino acids. Gene Ontology annotation, molecular function: RNA binding. The transcript is spliced from 6 exons. Lineage: Eukaryota; Metazoa; Arthropoda; Insecta; Hymenoptera; Colletidae.
UUGACUGACGAUUUCUGUUUUCAAGCUAAAAUUGUUUCAUCAAUAUUAUUGUCUCGUAACAAAUGGAGCCAAACUAGACAAAAUUUGAAAAGAUUUCAUCACCGUACACGAUAUUUGCCUUUGUGUUUAGUGAAAUAUAUGUAAAAGUGGAGUAGAUUAAGGGAGGUAAACGUCAGCAUUGUAGUAUAACCUCUAUUGUUUUUAUUAUUCGAAUGAGAAUCAGCAUUGCUGCUUCAUAAAUAUUUGCUUAGAAAAAGCAUCGUUUUUUAAAGACAAAAUGAGUGUAAGACUUUUGAAAGAUCCAGCCACUGUAAGUAGCCGUAUAUUUGUGGGUCAUUUACAAACUGAUGAUAUGACCAAACACGAACUGGAGGAACACUUUUCAAAAUACGGAACUGUUGUUGGUUCCGCGAUAAACCGAGGUUUCGGUUUCGUUCAGUUCGAAGAAGAACAGUCCGCGCAAAAAGCUAUUCAAAACGAAAAUGGUGCAAUGUUCAAAGGCAGAAGAAUAGACGUUAGACCAGCAAAGAAAGAUAAUCAGUCUGGAGGUGGUGGAGGACCAGGGAAACAAGGAGGACCUAACAAUCAAUUCAAUUCCAGUGCCAAUCAUUUCAAUGCUGGAAAUGAUUCUUUUAACAGCGGGAAUCAAAGCUAUGGAGGAAAUACGAAUUUUACUCCGAAUCAAAGUUUUGGUUCUGACUUACAAUUAAACGACAAUCAAAAAGUAAAUAAUAUGCAGAAUCGAGGUACUGGAAAUGAUCAGUUUGCAGAUGGAAAUCAGAAUAGGGACAACGAUCAAUUUUCAAAUCAAAAUCGAAAUAACGGAAAUGACCAGUUUAAUAACUUGAUGCAGAAUAAAGGAAAUAAUCAGUUCAGUCCAGGUAAUCAGAAUCGAAGCGGUAAUCAAUUUGGACCGGGUGGAAAUCAAAGUAGACCUGGUGGGAAUCAAAAUCGCAAUGCAAAUAAUCAGAAUAAUCACAAUCAAAGUGGCACUGGAGGAGUGGGAGUGAACAAUGCUGGUGGCGGCAGACCAAGAGGUAUUAGGGGUGGAAAAAAUCGCAAUAAGAAUAGAGAUAGCUCAGGUGGGAACAACUUCAGAGAUCGUAGUCCUAUCAACAGAGGAGGACGUUUAGACGAAAAAGGUGGUCGCGAUUGGGAUCAUAAACAAAGCGAUAGAGUAAGAAACAAUAACUUUGUUAGGGACUCGUUUAACGAUAGUAACAACCGAUUUGAAGAUUUCAAGGCAACUGGUCCAAAUGGUCCUAGAGACAUGAACAUGAGUUUUAAUAACACAAGCACGUCCAGCGAGUACUCGAAUGUAGCAACGGAAAAAAAUGACUGUGAAAUUAUCGUUGUCAACAAAGCGUUAACGGAGUAUGCCGAAAGUAUCGAGGCGCGGUUGAAAAAGAUUGGAUUAACGGUAGAUUUACUAUUCCCAAACGAAGAUGUACUUUUGAGCAGAGUUUUAGGAAAUAUAGCGAGCCGUGGAUGCUUGUACGCCGUUGUAGUUACACCUAUCAAUCAAGAACAUCAUUCCCUGACGCUAAAUAUUCUUCACGGUUUGCCACAAGAACACAGAAAUAUGCUCGUCGACGAUGCCAUUAAUUUAAUAUCACGAGACUUUUCCAAUUACAAAGCUGGUGGACGGUCGGUCCCGUUAAACACACCGUUUGCGAACGAACGACAUCCCGAUGCCAUUCAAGUUCUUUUAAAUAUGUUGGCCGAUAAUCACCAGUUAACGGUACUACAGUACGACCGUGUUAUAAAAUAUCUCGAAAUGAAGCGCGAAGAACAAGUGCAGGUAGAAUUGGGAGAUGCGAAAGAUUUACCGACGACAACCACGACGAUAGCAGUCAGCGACCCGAAACAGGCUGAAUUACAGUCGAGGAUACUUAAUAUCCUAAACAGUAAUAAACCAAGUUCGUCCGCGCCAGCGCCCAGUCCGGUGCCAGCUCCGGCUUCAGCGCCAGUUCCGGUCCCGCCAGCCACUUGGGGAUCAGCAUCAACUGCCGCAACAGCAUCCACAACUACUGCUACUACGGGAGUUUCACCGUCACCUCUACUAAACGAUCCAACAGUUCAAAAGGCACUUGACAGUCUGUUGCAAGGCAAUUUGCUCAAAAGCAUCGGCGAUCAGCAACCGGCUACAACCACAACACCUCUGUUUGCCGCUUUUUCAAAUAUCGGCCGAUAUUAAUUCAUUUCAAUGUUUUCUCAUGUUCGCUUCAUCCAGCAAGAAAUUGCAUCUCAUUUUAUUUCAUUCGAUGAAGUGAAAAACUCUAUGUCGAUAUUUAAUAGGAAAACAGAACAUUAGCAAAAUCAAAAUUAACAGCAAGUGAUUUUGAUAUUUGUCUCCGGUAAAGUGUUAGGUAUGCUUUUACUUGCAUAAAGUAAUACACUUUUUAACACACAGAAUUUGAUGAUUUGUAAGAUGUUCUAUAGAUAUUAUUUGUAUAAUUCACAAUAAUAGGUAUACACUGAUAUUUAUCUAUACAUUUGCUCGAUCCUUUCAUUCCUAGGACAGAAACAUUUAGCAUAGUACGUACGGUAUAACGUAAACAAAGGAGAAGCAAAAUAUCGUUGGACGUAAAUCCAAUUGUUUUCGAGUGUGAGCUUUUAUGCUUCUUUUAUCCUCUUGCUACCUAUUGCUACGAAGUUAAUCAAGCUUUUGGAUACACUUUGGAUAUUAAAAGCCAGGUUUAAAGUAUAAUUGUACACUGUACUUUAUCAGAGCCUGAAUAGUUUGUUGCGAUGAUAAGUAUUUCGAUACAUAAUAUAUUGACUUAGUAAUCGACAAUUUGAUUAAAUAUUUCAAUCAUUUUCUGCAAUUAUACGUUAUUCUUAUAUUAGCGAGGUAGAAUUUAUUAUAUUAUCGUUCUGAUGAAUUGCAGCUGUUGCUUUGAUCACUUUUAUAGCCCUUAUUAGUCUCAUAAAAUUAUAUCACUAAUGGUUAUAACGUCGUCACACAUAAUUCUGAUUUCAACUGAGAUUA